Molecule: messenger RNA, 5551 nt
Organism: Gadus chalcogrammus (walleye pollock)
Lineage: Eukaryota; Metazoa; Chordata; Actinopteri; Gadiformes; Gadidae
Gene: phactr2
Product: phosphatase and actin regulator 2
Exons: 12
Coding region: 1094-2842 (582 amino acids)
Biological process (GO): actin cytoskeleton organization
Molecular function (GO): actin binding
Source: RefSeq, a predicted model, not a curated record
GAAUAAGCGCACCUUCAUGCAGCAAAUAGCAGUUGCAAACACUCCCAUUAAGCUCCCGACCUUUUGAUAAUUGGAAAAAGUCGCAACGAAGAAACGCGGUGGUUGUAAAGUAACAGGUAUCUGUGGUUGUGCUCUAGCUAUCAGUAGAUAGGUGGCAGUCUUCUCCUUCUCCCUCCGUGGGCGUGUAUUUGUGUGAGUUUGCGCGUGCGCGUUAGCGUGUGCGUGCAUGUGCGUGUUUUCAUGCGCGUGAGGGCGUUCGUGUUCGUUUGUGUAUGCAUGUGAGUGUGUGUGAGGCAGCCUGUUGCCAGUGACAGCGUGACAGAGGAUCAAACACACACAGGAACUCACGCUAUAGUUGACAUUUAGAUAUAUGGAGAACUAUAUUUUGUUAAUAGAACUUGAGAAUAGGUGACAUCAUGUUUGUAUUUCCCAGCGGACAUUCACUAUGGAAGCCAAAUACAUCCGAGACAUCACAUAGUGUAAGAUAGGCUGCAUGUUAGAAUAGAAUACUGUUCAGACAGUAGCCAGUACAUGUAGGCUAUCUGACUUUAGUUAUUUUAUUUUUUUACUUUUCAAAAACCGUAACAUCUGUUGGUGACCUAUUUCCAAUACAUAAUAUUCAGAAUGAUUGCAUGUGUUGAUCAUAUUUGAUAAUGACCUGUGCUGAUGUGUUAACGUCCCCAUGAUGGGCGUGUCUGCUUGUGGGUUUCCUUGGGAACUUCCUCCGCAGGUCGCGCCGCCUCGACUCCACCUUUCAGACGGGGCUCCGUCGGCAUCGUCCAAUCUGCUCAGUUGUUCACUCAUAGAAAGGUGUUAGACCAGGCCACCUUUUGACCCCUCGCCGGGCCUCUAAUCUGAACAGAGGAAUUACAAGCAUUCUCCGCUGGCCCACAAGAUGAGACGUGGGGGGGCGAGAGGGAAGUGCUGUCGUAGUAGUCCUGUAGCAGCAGCAGCAGAGACCCAGUGAUUCAAGUUUCCAUCUCCUCAGCACGUCACGAUCUGAUCAUUGGAAAUGAACUUGAGGAUACGCCUGUGUCAGGGAUCCUCCGAUCAUACCCGGGCGUGAUUGUGGGGACCCGGGUCACUCCGGAACAUGGGUCAGACCGCUGUGUCCGCCUUCUCCACCCACCCGAGUGCGGAUGGCCUGGAGAAGUCUGCACUGUCGCCGGCCAACUGCGAUGUGGUGGUGAGCAACGCCAGUCCUACCCAGAAUGCCUCUGGGUUGCGCCAGCAGCGCGGUAAGCUGUCGUCGCUCGGGAAGCUCUUCAAACCGUGGAAGUGGAGGAAAAAGAAGACCAGCGAUAAGUUCGAGGACCUCACUAAAGUACUGGAGAGAAAGAUCUCCACGCGACAGACCAGAGAGGAGCUGAUCAAGAAGGGCGUCCUCAUCGUAGACCAAGACCCGUUUCCACAACCUGCGCCUGUAUCCAUCAAUACGCCCCUGUUCCUCUCAGAAGCAGACACCAACAGCAGCGGGGUACAGAACGGCCAUGCCACGCCCGCCCCAGACGAGCUGCGGGUCGACAUCGAGGCCUCGGCCGCAUCGCUACCCGAGGAACAGCCCAUUGGGCCAGAGGCUCCGGAAGGCGGAGCAGCCAAACCCUCCAAUCCGAAGAAGACUGGAGGGGUUACCAAGACGACCCCCGCUCCGUCGUCCGCACCUCGCUCACGGGCCGCCAAGGAUGGGGGAGGAGGAGCAACCCAAAGCACUGGGACGGGGACCACCAGGACCAACCAGCGGAAGAAGACCUCCACGCUACCCCCCAAGGCCUCCCCUGAGACGGCUAGCCUGCCCGGGGAGCCCCAGGGCGCGGCCUCCUCCAAACCCGCCACCCUCCCCCGGGCAGAGCGGCGGCGGGGCGAUAAAGACCCCUGCUCCGGCCCGGCCCCCCUAAAGACUAAAGGCAAAACCCCCAAAGCCGGCGCCGCGACCUCGGGUCUGCGGGCAAGUGCGGGGUUGGGCGCGGGUGCCGUGGAGCGCGCUGUCGGGACCCCUCGCGUCAACUCGGCCACGGAGGAGACAUCUUUCACGGCGGGCCGGGUCCCGGAGGGGUCCGCACAGGAACAGGAAGCAGAGGGCGGUAGCGGGGAAGGAGGGGGCGGAGCUGAGGGAGGAGAGGGGAAGCCCGCCACGGCGGACUCUCCCGCGCAGAAGAAACCGAUGUCAGCGGAGGGCGAUGCGCCGCAGGGCCUGAGCGUCAACGUGGAGAGCCCAGAGGUGACGGUCAUCCCUGAUAGGCCCACAGACAGCCAGACCAGCGACUCGGACUCAGACGGACCAAUCCUUUGGCUUGACGAGGAGGAGGAAGACGACGAGGAUGACGAGUACACAAACAGUUCCCUGGCCAGUAAGAUCCGCCGGCGGGACACCCUCAACAUCAAGCUCGGGAACCGUCCCACCAAGAGGGACCUGGAGGACAAAAACAUCCUGCCUCGCAGCUCCGACGCCGAGAGGAUGUCGCUGCGCCAGCAGAUCGGCUCCAAACUGGUCAGGCGCUUGAGUCAGAGGCCCAGUACUGAAGAGCUGGAGCAGAGGAACAUCCUGAAACAAAAGAACCUAUCUGAGGAGCAGGAGGCCAAGCAGGAAAUCAAAAGGAGACUCUCCAGAAAGCUGAGCGUGAGACCUACUGUGGCGGAGCUGGUUGAGAGACGGAUCCUGUGUUUCAACGAGUACGUGGAGGUGACGGAUGCUAAGGACUACGACCGGCGAGCCGACAAACCCUGGACCAGGCUCACGCCCGCUGACAAGGCUGCUAUCAGGAAGGAGCUGAAUGAGUUCAAGAGUCGUGAGAUGGAGGUCCACGAGGAGAGCAAACAUUUCACCAGGUUCCAUCGACCCUGACUGCCUGAUCCCUGCCCGUGUGAAUUCCUGCCAGCUGAUGUCCCGGCCUCCGACGCUCACUUCCAUCUGCUUUUCAUUGUUUUUCUACGCAUCUACGGUUUAAGAGAACAUAUACAGAUGAUGGAAAAGGCCUGAUGUGCUUUGCGACUGAAACAUAGAAACAGAUUUAAACAUUUCCCUAAGAUGAGAGUCGGUAGAAGGGCUCAGAGCAGUUUUAUUUAUUUGAAAGUUACAUUUGGGUAUAUUUUUUUCUUUGUUAUGUUUUACUUUUGCCAAAUUAUCUUCAAAGCCUUGUACAACAGAGGAACUAGGAGGAAAUGCAAUGUAUAAGGUUGUGCUUUCACGUGGCUAUCUUAAAAACACAGAGAAAUCUAUUGUAGAGUGUGUCGUAAGAGGACAGGACAUUGGGUGGCUGAUUGUCAUGUGCUGCUGCCUCAUCUUAUCUAAGAGGCCGGGAGGAUAAGAGAAACGUUUGUCUGUGCUCAUAGGUGCCUGAAUAAAUGAGUGUGAUCAUGUGAUUGACCCAUUGAGGACGACUUACAUGCAUCACCACUAGAGGGCGCAGUGUGUACACCAGAGAAGGCGAGGGCUCGUCAGAAGCCAGGCAGAGAAGUAGCACUAGUAGAGUAGCCUAAUUAUCACCAAAAAAUACAUUAUCACCAGACAUAUAUUUGUAGUACAGCCCAAGCCAUUAAUAUACAUAAAUGAUGGAGUUGGUGAGAUAAAAACAGCUAAACAUGAAAAGCGUGAUGCUGGGUCAGCCAACCUAUAAUCACUUUUUUAAUUUAUUAUAGAGUCCCAUCUUUGCGAAGUCCGCUGCCAAGGGUGCACCUCUAGUGCCGUUAGCCCGGCGAUUCAGGUCUAACAACCACUCAUUAAAGUUUAAGAGUGCCCACCAAGAGAUUUCCUUCACCAAUUUUAAAUAUAUUUGCCUUUUAAUCCACAGUGAUUUAAAGCUGUGUCAAAAGGUGCAUUAAAUGAACCUUCCGCCAUCACGGAGUUAAGCUCCGCACGUGUCUGUGGAUCAUAAAUGUAUAAUGACCCCUGGCAGGCGUCGUAAACAGGCAAGAUGCAUUCAGGCGGUCAAACAGGCCUACUUCAUGAAACAAUGUUGAAAGACUAAGAUCCAGGACGAGGGAAGAUGAAAAGAUGAAAGGUGUAGUAGGCCUAGUUGUAUAUGUAGGAUUAUGAGGACAAAAUGCUCCACUCUCCCUAGCCUUUUGGUUUAUGUUACAUGUCCAUAACAUUAACAUAUUUAAUCAUGAUGUGUGUUGCUUCUCCUAUGUGCCCUUACAAUGGAAGAGCGGAUUUUUAUGUAUUCUGUAUUCUCUUCAGGACUCUUUCAGAUGGACACUAUAGACAUGUUCACCUUAUACACUUAUAUAAGCCCAGGGGGUUGUUUCAAUGUACAAAAGCUGCGAAGAAGCACCAACAGUAUUCAAAUGCAAAAAUGGUUCAUCUUUUGAUUAUUUUGUACAGAAUGUAUAUCAAGCAUGUGCAUACAUGAGAAAUGAAGUUUACUAUAAUUAUGGUAUGCUAUAAGAUAUGAUUGCUUUUUUUUUUUUUCAUUCCCCAAAUAUGGUCUACUGUGCAGCUCAUUUGCUGUCCGGACCAGAUCAGGGAGUUUUGCUGUAUAUGCAUACAUUGUAAUUGCUUUGCCAAAACGUUACGUGGUCUAAACAAGCACCACAACUGUAAAUGGACAUUCAACUGUUGUGUAUUGGACUGCUGUUUGCUGGACACCACCUCCACUCCAUCGGAAACAAAUAAAGCCAAGUCUCCCUCUUGGCGCGUCUUGGGAAAAAUGUUUUACCGUAUUUUCUGUUCAGAAUGAUAUUGCCAUCCAAACUGUGAGGUCAUGUUUUAUGCAGACAUUAAAUAAUGAGCUGAAGUCUCCUCUGGGAAACUCUUAUGGGGGCGGACUUUUAUGGAUGUGCUGUACCUGAUUAUAAGUAGGCCUACUUCCUACUGUGCUGGCCGACUUAGGAAGCAUCUUCAUUUAAUCUCUCUCAUUUCUGCCUUUGAACCUGUUAAUAUAAAGGCCUGCUAUUAUUAUUACACUAUAUUGCAAUUACAAUACAUUGCCUAUGUGUCCUAAACUCACCACCUUUGACAUUUCAUCCUGGAAACAUCAGUGUUACAAAAUAAAAGGACAAGUAAAUUCCCUGUUUAAUUAUCACUGCAUAAAACGGUUUAUCUGCAGGAUAAUGCUUUAUUUACCCCCCAAUGUAAUGGGCCACUUACUAUUCAAAGCGACCCAGAAGACUGAAUAGCUCCUUCCCAUUAAAUGCUUAUAUAGCUAGAUCGAGGUCUUCAAAGAUUGGUUUUAGAGAUGUAUUUAUCUUGAUUCAGACACAAUGCUGAAGAGGAUUGAAAGCAGAAUGAGCAAUAGUUUCCCCGCUGUUGUUAUUAUUUUCCAAUUGUAGUUAUUUGUCCCCUGUAGCCAGCUAUUCCAAACUGAAUAGGCCAAACAAAUUGGUUAUAUGAUCAUCAUAAUCAUCUUCCCAGAAGGUGUCCCGUCGUCUGCAAACAUGACGUUAUGAGUAGAAACGGUGUUCUCCAAUGUGCUGAAUAAUGGAUUUGCCAGCCAGGAAUACUGCUGCUGACUCCAAAUCAUGGGUUUGUCAUUCACAGCCAAUUGUUUCUUUACUUUUCCUUCGGUUUUGCACAAACGGUUCACUGAAAUAAAGACAUCCGCACCAGAAAAAG